AUGAUACCGUGGCUCUACGACUUCGGAAUAUGGGUUUUCUCAUUAUGUCUUGACAUUUUCUUCCGUGAGAUCUACUGUCGAGGGACAUGGCGGAUUCCCAAGAAUGGUCCGGUAAUCGUUGUGGCCGAACCUCAUGCCAACCAGUUCGUUGAUUCCGCUAUAUUAAUGCGCAAUUUAAGAUACUAUGCCGGUCGUCGUACUUCAUUUCUCACUGCUGAAAAGACUUUGCGCGAGCCGUACAUUGGCACAAUGACACGUCUGAUGGGAGCAGUAUCUGUUGUGAGAUCUACGGACCUUGUCAAACCCGCUGAGGGUAAAAUAUACAUUCCUGAUCCCAAAAAUGACCCCACUCUUAUCCGCGGGCAAGAAACAGAUUUCACCAACGGCCAAUUCAUGGAAGGGGGUUUGAUUGUUCUGCCCAAAGUGGAGGGCACGAGUGUCGAGCAGCAAACUAUCGCUGAGAUCCUUGGACCUGAGGAAUUGCGUCUCCGAAAGCCUUUCAAGGAUUUUGAAAAUGGGCACCCACUCCACAAGCCAUUGCGCGAAGGGACUCCCUUCAAGGUUGCACCGUUGGUUGACCAAAGCCAAAUGUUCGACGCGGUUUGUCGCAAGCUUUGCAGCGGUGGCUGUGUUGGCAUUUUCCCCGAAGGUGGAAGCCAUGAUCGCCCUAGUUUCCUCCCAUUGAAGGCCGGCGUGGCUAUCAUUGCCCUAGUUCACCCAGACCAGAUCGAUGCAUUCAAGGCAGGCGGCCAUCUGAAACGUAACGCCGUGGGGUCAUUACUGGAAACAAUCCAAGAAGCCCUUGCCGCUGUCACUCAACAAGCUCCCGACCAUGAGACACUUAUGGUCAUUCAAGCUACUAGAAGAGCUACACGCAACUACAAUCGGCGAUUGAGAUCCUUAGGUAUCCGGGAUCACCAAGUCGAAUGGGGGGAUGUUGAGCAGCGGACGUGGUGGUUGGUCUUUGCAAUCUUACUUUGCCGUAUUGGUGAAUACCUCGCAUUAGCAUUAGCAACAUUACCGUCGGUUGCUUUAUUCUGGCCGGUGUUCGUCAUUACAAAAAUAGUGUCGGUUAAAAAGCAACGCCAAGCACUGGUCUCAUCAGUCGUGAAACUAGAAGGCCGUGACGUAGUCGGAAGUUGGAAAAUCAUCGUAGCAAUGGGGCUGGCUCCCGCAUUGUAUAUCUGGUAUACAGCAAUUGCGACUGUCUGGCUUUAUUACUGUCGCCACGAGGGACAAUACGCAAAUGUUGUUCCGUGGUGGAUUGACCUCAGGAAUUAUAUUCCUGAUAUUGUCCCGUUAUGGUGUUUUUCAAUGUUCUUUGCAGGCCUCAUGAUUUCAGUCUCCUUUGCCGGUUUGCGUAUCGGUGAGAUAGGCACCGAUGUUCUGAAGUCUCUGCCUCCACUUUUAGUGGCAUUGCACCCCGGGUCCGCCAACUCUCUGGUCAAGUUGCGAGCAGAGCGGCAGGCAUUGUCUUCCCAAGUUGUGGAGGUGGUCAACACAUUUGGUCCAGAAAUUAUCCCGGAUUUCGAAUCGGAAAAACUUGUUCGUGAGGACUCUCACGAUGAUGUGUAUCAAUCUCGACUGAAGAGCAUGCCUCCGAGUCAAUCAGGGAGCCGGAGUAGAAGCGAAAGUAGGGAUAGCCGAUCCGGCAGCAUCAGCUUCUUUCUCCACGAUACUUUACUCAGGCCCUUGUCUACGAUAUCGAAGGAUAACCUAGGUGAGGUGAACCGGAGAAUCCAGGACUCCAAGUCGAAGAAACGCAUACGGCGCUCACGACGAGACGAUGUGUCAGAUGAUGAUCUUGUCUUAGUUGACGAAUACUCUAGUGUUAGAAGCCAGUAUUUUACGGAAGAUAAGAAAUCAAGAUGA
Molecule: messenger RNA, 1872 nt
Organism: Paracoccidioides brasiliensis Pb18
Exons: 4
Coding region: 1-1872 (623 amino acids)
Biological process (GO): phospholipid biosynthetic process
Cellular component (GO): endoplasmic reticulum membrane
Molecular function (GO): glycerol-3-phosphate O-acyltransferase activity; glycerone-phosphate O-acyltransferase activity
Source: RefSeq, a predicted model, not a curated record